AUGUCGGUAAAAGAAAGCAUAUUCAAUCUAAUCCCAUUUGAAGAACCACCCAAACCUACUUUGCCAAGAUAUAAAUCAUGCAGCCUGAGGGAAGCAAAGUCGUCGUUUAGCAAUAAACAAUAUCCUUGUAAAACUAUGGGGCUCGCAAAAGUUACUCCACCAAACCCCCAAAACUUUCUUAAAACUAGCCAUUCGGUGCCAAAAUUAUGUCGAAAAAAGGAGGAGCCAUCGAAAAUCAGCUAUUAUAAAUGCAGUCUCUCAGCCAAAAAAGAACCCUUACCGGCGGUAAAGUCUGGAGACAUGAAUAUUGUUUCACAAAAAGAUUUCAUUAAAAACAACAGACACAUGGCAGACGCAUCAGUACCUCCGAAACCCAAAACGUUUGUCGUAGAUACGAGGACAGGUCACAAGUUCGAUAUCAAGUACUCUGGUCUUCAGCCUUUUUAUGUUAAGCGUAAGAGUUUUGGAGGGGUGCCUAAAUACCUUACGGAGCGUGAAAAAGCCGCUUCCGAAGCUCAGAAAAACUAUGAAGAGCACAUUAAAAAACUUGAAGAAGAAAAUGCUCUGAAAAUCAUUACAGAAAGUGAGAAGAAGUCUUUACUUGAUCAGCUGAAAAACAAGUGGCAAAAAAGAUUUAAACAGUACCAGUCUUUAGCCCUUGUGAUAGACACUCCUCCAAAAGUGCAUCAAAAGUUAUGGCUUGAGAAAGAAAUGAAAGAGAUUGAAAAGAACAUCGAGUUUUUGGAAGAAUAUCACUAUAUAUAUGUUGCUAAAUAAAGAAUUUAUGGAUUAAUCAUAAUCAAAAAUUCUACAUGCAUAAAGAAAACUGACUAGAAUACUGAUUUUUUUGCUUCACAAUAUUUUUUCUUCGUUAGAGCUAUGCAACAAUUUAUUUUUAAAGAGGUUUCAGAAAUACUGUGAUUUUCAGAAAGGUGCAUUUAAAGUUCCCAGUUGCACCUUUUCAUCCCUGUUUCUUUCUUGUGGUAUUUUUCCUCACUUCUUUUAAUCAAAAAUGUACGGUUUGGUGCUUGGAAUCGCUCGGGCUUUUCAUUUUGUGAUUAUAUUAGUUUCAUUCGUAAAAAGAUAGGGGACUGGGUCACCUCUUUUUGUCUUGAUAAUGGUACUCUCUCAACUGAUCUAAUUUUCUUUUAAGUGUGUGGAAUGAUGUAGCUUAAACUAGG
Schistosoma turkestanicum is the source of this 1181-nucleotide messenger RNA. The record is from the annotation of a GenBank genome assembly. Lineage: Eukaryota; Metazoa; Platyhelminthes; Trematoda; Strigeidida; Schistosomatidae.